Molecule: messenger RNA, 1267 nt
Organism: Chenopodium quinoa (quinoa)
Lineage: Eukaryota; Viridiplantae; Streptophyta; Magnoliopsida; Caryophyllales; Amaranthaceae
Product: multiple organellar RNA editing factor 3, mitochondrial
Exons: 4
Coding region: 176-940 (254 amino acids)
Biological process (GO): cytidine to uridine editing; mitochondrial mRNA modification
Cellular component (GO): mitochondrion
Source: RefSeq, a predicted model, not a curated record
UGAUACGUGUCAUUUAUAUGUCUGUUUUAAUAUUAUGUUAUUGAAAAAAUCCAAAAAGAAAAAAGCCCCAUCUUCUCCCGGAGAAACAAAGUAGCACCAAAAGUUGAGAAAAACUCAAGUCAUAACAAAGUCGCAACAGAGCAAGCAAGCAAACUACAUAGAAACCUGCUUAAAAAUGGCGUAUUCAACCGCUCGUCGAACCCUUACAACUCUCUUGACUCGAACAUAUUUGCGCAACUCUUCAUCACCUUCUUCAAUUCUCUCUUCCAACGCUCGAUUUUCUCUCUCUUUCCUUCAAACCCAUUUGCAACCCUUACUUUCUCCCAAUUCAGCUCCGAUUCAAAUUCGCCCCAAAUCAACCGGGUCGGGCUACUCGCCACUCAAUGACCCGUCUCCAAAUUGGACCAAUCGUCCCCCUAAAGAAACCAUCUUAUUGGAUGGUUGCGAUUAUGAACAUUGGUUGAUUGUAAUGGAGUUUCCUACUGAUCCUAAACCUUCUAAUGAUGAAAUGAUUGACUCUUAUGUUAAAACCCUAGCUCAAGUUGUUGGCAGUGAGGAGGAGGCGAAGAAAAAGAUUUACUCUGUUUCGACUACGACGUAUACCGGGUUUGGUGCUUUGAUUUCUGAGGAGCUAUCUUACAAGGUUAAAGCCCUACCUGGCGUCCUUUGGGUCUUGCCUGAUUCUUAUCUUGACGUGCCAAAUAAAGAUUACGGAGGGGAUCUUUUUAUUGAUGGGAAGGUUAUCCGAAGGCCACAAUAUGAUUAUAGUGAGAGGCAGCAGAAUAAUAGACCUAGGUCUCGUCCAAGGUAUGAUAGGCGCCGUGCAAAAGUGCAGAAUGUGGGUAGAGCACCGAUACAGACACAACAACAAAGUUGGACACCAGACAAUACGCAGACAAUGCAGCAGCCAAUCUCUACAAAUGUCCCAGAUACAAGUUAAAGUCAUGGCCUCAUGGAGAAAAAUCAGAAAAUCCUGGCCUAAGUUAUUAGAAAGUAUAUUAAAUCACCAUAGCGACUAUUUGAUCUUUUCAAAGUGGUAUGAUUUUCGUUUAGCCCAUCUUAAUAGAUAAGUAUGAACUAGGUAUUUUUUUUUUCGUGUUAUCAAAUAUGUUGUGAAGGCAAUACAUGUGGAUAAUCACCUGGUAGUUUGUCUUCAGACUCUUGCUAUUGAGGAACCAUAUCGAAGAAAAUUAUGAUGUAAAAUUAACCUUAAACUUAAUUCCCUUACCCUUUGCCGUGACCAAUAUAGUAAAAGUAAUCAUUAACA